AUGUUAAUAUUGGUCGAUAGUCUGUGUAUUGUGUUAUUUAUAUUGGGUCUAAUUGGAAAUGUCAUUGGUCUUAUUGUUUUCUCAUCUCGUCGAUUUCGUCAUACAACUUAUUCUCAUUUAGCUUUAGCAAGUUUUAUAUUAAAUUUAUUGUGUGUAUUUCGUUAUUCGAUUCUUUUAAAUUCAUCCACUCGAAAAUGGAUGUCAAUAGCUGUUGCUCAUUCAUGGUUAAAUUGUAAACUCUAUCGUUUAUCAUCAUGUUUGAGAAUAUUAUCAGCAUGGAUUACCGUAUUCUGGGUAUAUGAACGAUUUAUAUAUGUAUCAAAUAUUUUACAAAGUAUUCUAAUUAAGCGAACAUGGUUAAUAUCUUAUAAAUAUUAUUAUUUAACAUUUAUUUCAUUUAUUAUUAUUCUCAUUGUAACAGGACCCAAUGUUUACUUCUAUAUUCCACAAUCAACUAAUAUAACUUUAUCAUCAGAAAAAAUAUUAUCAGUAAUAAAUACAAAUGUUUCAAAUCAAUCAUUAUUGUUCCUAACUUCUACUAUAUCAUCAGUAAUCUCUAACAAUAACCGUUUAAAAGACGAUUUUAAUCAACUUUAUGCAAAAACAUCUACCCAUUGUAGUUUCGAUUCAAAUAUUUCACCAAAAUGGCGUGCAUAUUUUCAAGAUGUUUCAUAUGGUUUCAAUUAUUAUACUAUCCGUUGUAUAUUUUCCGAGUUAAUACCUUCUAUAGCUGUAACAACAUUUAACAUUGGGAUUAUUCUUCGAAUCUCAAAAGCUACAUGUCAAUUUAAACAUAUUAUAAAGAAAAAGCGUCCAACGACCACAACAAUUAGAAAAAAUACUAAAUAUGUGACAAAAACAACAACAACAAAAAUAACAACAACGAAAACAAUAAAUAAAAGACGAGUUGAAGUUGAAGAUGCCUUCAGUGGUCCAAAAACAUCAUGGAUGAAUAUUGUACUUAUUUUACACAGUUGUCUAUUUUUCUUUUCAUCAUUGACACAUACCAUUGUCUAUUGGUGUACUUCCAAUGCAUUACUCUCCUACUGGGUUUCUGUCAUUAUUUUAGCCAAUUGUUCUCUCAAUUUUUAUGUUUAUUGUUUGAGUGGAAAAACAUUUCGUCAAGAAAUUCGACGACUUUUCAAACGGUAUAGAUCAAAAUUAUCAAAUAUUCUUAUUUGUGAACAUUCAUCAUCGUUACAUUCUGGACGAUUAAGUGCAAAUACAGAAAUUAAAUUAAAAAAUAGAAAAUUUCGUUUUACGUGUAAAAUGUAA
Didymodactylos carnosus is the source of this 1275-nucleotide messenger RNA. The record is from the annotation of a GenBank genome assembly. NCBI's taxonomy places the organism in Eukaryota, Metazoa, Rotifera, Eurotatoria, Philodinida, Philodinidae.